Messenger RNA from Trematomus bernacchii (emerald rockcod), 1485 nucleotides. RefSeq names its product proline dehydrogenase (oxidase) 1b (gene prodhb). Gene Ontology annotation, cellular component: mitochondrion. The record is from RefSeq and is a predicted model, not a curated record. Gene Ontology annotation, molecular function: methyltransferase activity; 2-oxoglutarate-dependent dioxygenase activity; FAD binding. Lineage: Eukaryota; Metazoa; Chordata; Actinopteri; Perciformes; Nototheniidae.
AUGGGGGCCCCCCAAGGACGUGUGCUCAGACCCCUGCUCUUCACCCUGCUGACCCACGACUGCACACCCACCUACAGCUCCAACCAUGUCGUCAAGUUUGCGGAUGACACAACCAAUGUGGGUCUCACUAGCAACAACGAAAAGACCCGCCACUGCAGGAAGGAGGUGAACCAGCUGGCCACAUGGUACAAUGAUGACAAUCUCUUCCUUAAUGUGAGCAGAACCACAUUCCUGGGGGUGAACAUCACUGAGCACCUCUCCUGGAGGAACAACACCACGUCAAUCACCAAGAAAGCCCAGCAGCACCUCUACUUCAUCCACAAACUGAGGAGAGCAGUUAGGACCAUAGAGAGAAAACUGUUCGAGGACCGGCGCGGGAGCGUGACUGGAGCCCGCUCGUAUUUCUAUGCAGAUGAGGCCAAAUGUGACAAGCAUAUGGAGACCUUCAUCAAAUAUAUCAAAGCAUCUGGUGGGAGUUCAAUGGACGGUUUUACUGCUAUUAAAAUGACUGCUCUAGGACAACCUCAGUUUCUGCUCCAGUUCUCAGAAGUCCUGGCGAAAUGGCGACAAUUCUUCGCCUUCUUGGCAUCAAAGCAUGGGGGCGAGGGCAUGCAGGCUUUAGAGCAGAGGCUGAAGCUGAAACAACUGCAGCUAGGUGAGCUGGAGCCUCUGCUACAGAAGUUCAACACAGAGGAGGAGAAACAAAUGGACAGGAUGUUGCAGCGCAUGGACAUCUUAGUCAAGAAAACGACGCAGAAUGGGGUUCGCUUGAUGGUGGAUGCAGAGCAGACGUACCUGCAGCCGGCUAUCAGCAGACUGACAUUAGAGAUGCAGAGGAUCUACAACAAAGAGAAGCCUGUCAUCUUCAACACCUACCAAUGUUAUCUGCAGGAGGCCUAUGACAACAUAACCAUGGACGUAGAAUUGUCUCGACGUGAGGUCUGGCAUUUUGCUGCCAAGCUGGUGCGCGGGGCUUAUAUGUAUCAGGAACGAGAGCGGGCUAGAGACCUUGAUUAUGAAGACCCCAAUAACCCUGAUUAUGAGUCUAAUAUAAUGUACCACAGGUGCCUGGACUACGUGCUGGUGGUAAUUGCACUCAACAGAAAUGCCAACGUUAUGGUGGCUUCCCAUAAUGAGGACACGGUAAAACACACCUUGAGGAUACGAAUGAAUGAGCUGGGUCUCUCACCGACAGAGAACAAGGUGUACUUCGGUCAACUCCUGGGCAUGUGCGAUCAGAUCAGCUUCCCACUGGUCGUCCCCUAUGGGCCGGUGAGCGAGGUGAUGCCCUACCUGUCUCGGAGAGCCCAGGAGAACCGGGGCUUCAUGAAGGGAGCCCAGAAGGAGCAGGAUCUGCUGUGGAAGGAGCUGAAACGCAGACUAGCCUCCGGGGAGCUUCUCUGCAGACCGGCAUACAAACACAGAAGAACAGACAAUGAGUGUGUCAAUGUGUCCAGCACUUUUCUUUUCAUCUUCUCUAGUUGA